Messenger RNA from Eruca vesicaria subsp. sativa (arugula), 225 nucleotides. The record is from the annotation of a GenBank genome assembly. NCBI's taxonomy places the organism in Eukaryota, Viridiplantae, Streptophyta, Magnoliopsida, Brassicales, Brassicaceae.
AUGAAUGGUCUUAUGGGUAUUGUGAGCAAGAAACUGGUGUACUCAGAUGUCCUAGCAGCAAGAACACAGUGUAUACUUAAGGCUUGGUGUGCCAAAGCUCCCAGGUUGGGUGAAUCGUUUUGCCCAUGCUGGCGACACAGCCUUGGAAGUAGCAGAAACCACAGCACUGCGGGUGGAAGUUAUUCUACUGAAGCUAAUAUAAACUUCCAUUGGUUCAUUGGCUAA